GUCUCCCAGGGGAAUAAGGGUGGUGUUAACGUGUGUAUGAUGGUGUAUGUCUCUCUCUCCGUCUCCCAGGGGAAUAAGGGUGGUGUUAACGUGUGUAUGAUGGUGUAUGUCUCUCUCUCCGUCUCCCAGGGGAAUAAGGGUGGGGUCAGCGCACGCAUGACGGUGUUCGGCCACUCCGUGUGCUUCCUGAACUGCCACCUCCCGGCGCACAUGGAGAACUCUGAGCAGCGCAUGGACGACUUCGACUCCAUCCUGCAGCAGCAGCAGUUUGAGGGCCAGGCCGCCAAGGGCGUGCUGGACCACGAUGUGGUGUUCUGGUUUGGGGACUUGAAUUUUCGUAUUGAGAAGUACGAAAUGCACUUUGUGAAGGGUGCCAUCGACGACAACAAGCUGUCUCUGCUUUGGCCACAAGACCAGCUCAACAUGGCGAAGGACGCUGAGCCAAUACUGGAGGGCUUUCAGGAGGGACCUCUCAAAUUUCCCCCCACUUACAAAUUUGAUGUCGGGACACACACGUACGACACUAGUGGUAAGAAGCGGAAGCCCGCGUGGACGGACCGUGUGCUGUGGCGGCUGAGGCCGGUGGCGCCGCCCGGGCCCGUUAGUAACGACGCGCUGAGACGCAGCCCGACGGCCGUGCUCACCAGCGGCACCGCCGUCACCCAACACUUCUACCGCAGCCACAUGGAGUUCACCGUCAGCGACCACAAGCCCGUCUCCUCCCUGUUCACCCUGCAGUUCCCUUACAAAGUGGACAUUCCUUUGGUGACUCUUACUGUGGAAGACGAGUGGAUCCAAGUGUCGGACGCCAGGGCCAAAUUCAAAAUGGCUGCCAACUACUCGCGCAGCUCCUGGGACUGGAUCGGACUGUACAAGGUCGGAUUCAAGCACCACAAGGACUACGCGGCGUAUGCGUGGGCCAAACAGGAAGAGUCCGAUUACUUGACGCAGGAAUUUCAGGUGACAUUUGCAGAGGAGGAUUUGCCCAAAGGCUCAGGAGACUACAUCUUGGGUUACUAUAGCAACAACAUGAGCACCAUCGUGGGAGUGACAGAGCCCUUCCAGAUCCAGUUGCCCUCGUCCAGCCCGGAGGCCAGCCCGUCAGACAGCUCUGAUCUGAGCUCUGAGGAGGAGGCGGCUCUGAUCCGGCCCGGGUCCCGGAGCCCCAGCCCGGCCCGGCCCAAACGCGCCCGCCGGAGCCGGAGUAGGAGCAGGAGCCGGAGCAGGAGCCGGAGCCCCGCCCUGUCCAAGCUGAAGGGCCUGUGUCUGCGUUCCCGCAGCCCCUCGCCCUGCCCUCCCGCCGGGGCCAAACCAGGGGCCAAACCAGGGGCCAAACCAGGGGCCAAACCGGGGCCCGACUCCCCCGACGGCUCUGCCAUGGGGGCCCUCAUCACCGCCGUGUCCGGGGAGAGGCUGUCCGCCCUGGCCACCGAGCCCGCCGGAGAGAGCAAGGAGGCGGUGCAGUCGUAGCACAACCCCGCCAGCCUCCAGAAUGACUUCUCUCUCUCUCUCCCUCUGUCUCUCGCUCUGUCUGUCUCCUCUCUCUCUCGCUCUCUCUCUCUGUCUCUCGCUCUGUCUGUCUCCUCUCUCUCUUCUCUCUCUCCCCGCUCUCUCUGUCUCCUCUCUUUCUCCCUCCCUCUCUCUCUCUCCCUCUUUCCUCUCCCUCUCUCUCUCCCUCUUUCUCUCUCCUCUCCCUCUCUCUCCCUCUCCCUCCCUCUCUCUCCCUCUUUCCUCUCCCUCUCUCUCUCCCUCUUUCUCUCUCUCCUCUCCUCUCCCUCUCUCUCCCUCUCUCUCCCUCUCUCUCUCUCUCUUGCUGUCCCCUGUUCAGAGGUUUGUGUGCGAUUUCAAACCACCCGUAAGAAAAGAAAAACACAGACGAUGUUUCUGUGUUUUUGUUUAUUCUGGUACUUCACCGGUUCUUACAUUUUUUUAAAUAUCGGGACCCAAAUUACAAAUACCUUUUUAAGUAUCAUGACAAAUGCUUAAAUCAUUUCAAAAUACAACCUAAUAGGAAAUGUAGUACCCUUCAGGGACCCAUGAAAUACACAUCCUGGCCUGAGUGGAGUAGAGACUCAUUCCAGGACCCAGCUCGUAUGCUCCCGUGUCCCGUAGUGUCAGAAGCAGUGCUGUAUGAUGUGAUGACAUCAUCAGGACUGGAGGAGGCCUCUUGUGACAUCCUGUCCUUCUGACAUCACCAAAGGGCCGCAGGACAUUUCCCAACGACCACUCCCAGAGCGCUUUCUCUCAUAUGUCCCAGUCUUUACUACCGUCAUUUUAUCUUCUCCCUCCUCUAAUCGUAGUUGGAAUGACCCCGUUUGCCUUUUAACACUGCCUGCAGAGCAAUUCACCCAAAACCACAGCUACCCACAAUCCACUGUGCUCCCAGACCAGCCCCGCCUUCACACAGGGGGAGUUAUCCAAUCAGAUCAUUUGUAGUAUGUACUGUAUUAGCUCUGCUUAGAUCAUGUGACUGUAAGUAUUUUCGAAACCUUGCGGGAGACUGCAAACCUCUCAGCAAAAAAGCAAACUAGAGACACGCUGUUGGCAAGGAUGACUGACAAUAAGCUUAGAUGAGUCAAUAAGCUUCAAAGUUCAGCGGGUAUCUUAAAUGACGAUGCGUCCUGACAUUUUAAGAGUAACUUGGUGCAGUUUGUACUUGACCCUGUUUGAAAUUGUGUUAUCUUUCGUCGUACUGUGAUCUGUGUUUUUAUUUGUAUUACCUGUCAGCAGAUGGGUUAAGGGUCACAACCCCUGUGACUGAAGGCUCUUUGCACACGUGCAGUCUGGCCAUUUUUAAGAGAACGGUUUUUCCCGGUUUGGCACGCUGUUAUUCCCUGAGACUGGGUUGUGCAUUUCCUGAGCAGAAGUGGGAGCCAUUUUACUUCUGAAGGAAGGGCUAUCCUCAGGACUGUGCUGAGAGUUGACCUACAUUGGUCACUAAGACAGGGCUGCCCAACCCUGGUCCUCGUUUUCUGCCGUCCCGUAGGGUUUCACUCCAACCCAAAUAAAGCACACCCCAUUCAAUAUCUGGAGAUCACCUCAAGAGAAUCAUAUUCAAUAGCUAGAGAAGCGCGUAAUCAGUAGAAUAAGGUGUGUGAAGUUACAGUGAGGCUGAAAUUUAAGACCUACGGGCUGGUAGGUCUCCAGGAACAGGGCUGGGCAGACUUUGACCACAGUUAAACGUGUUAUGAUGGGGAAGAGGAUACCUGCCCAGUCAUUCGGGAUCGGGCAGUAGUGAAUGCUGUGGUGUUGUAUCUCCAGGGGGAGGGUAUCAUCUUCCCCGUCUCCUCGUCCCUCUCCCACCCCGCGCUGGGCCUCCAGCUCAACCCAAGCAGUCAGGUUUAGUGGUAGAAUAAUUAGGUUGUGAGUACAGUGCUCCGUCUUAGACACUGUGUGACUUUUGAGUCAGGUUGUUAUUGUAGGACGGUGUAUACUUUUGUGAUGUAACUCCACAGUGUGGUUGAACACGAUAUUCUGAAUACUGUCUGUGUGUGUGCACACGUCACGCUUCCGUCCGUGUGUGUGCGUGCGUGUGUGUGUGCGCGCGUGUGUACGCUCGCGCCUGUGUGUACGUCUGCGUGUGCGUGUG
This is a messenger RNA of Conger conger (European conger), 3589 nucleotides long. RefSeq names its product inositol polyphosphate-5-phosphatase Jb (gene inpp5jb). The transcript has 8 exons. The record is from RefSeq and is a predicted model, not a curated record. Gene Ontology annotation, cellular component: ruffle; cytoplasm; plasma membrane. Bases 37 to 1470 code for a protein of 477 amino acids. Gene Ontology annotation, biological process: negative regulation of peptidyl-serine phosphorylation; phosphatidylinositol dephosphorylation. NCBI's taxonomy places the organism in Eukaryota, Metazoa, Chordata, Actinopteri, Anguilliformes, Congridae. Gene Ontology annotation, molecular function: phosphatidylinositol-3,4,5-trisphosphate 5-phosphatase activity; phosphatidylinositol-4,5-bisphosphate 5-phosphatase activity.